UUAAUAGGAUUCAAAUUUGCGCGGUUGCUCUGUAGCUCUGACAAGGGCGCGGUGCCCACACCCACCGGAACCGCGGUCCCCGCCGGUCCCCAGGCGCUCGCGCCCGCUCCCUUUAAGGACUCUGUGCGCACUCCCGAGACUCCAGGAGAUAUGGCGGCGUUCAUGACUCUGAGUCAGUUAUCAAGUGGAAACCCAGUUUAUGAAAACUACUACAGACAGCUCGACCCAGGAAACACAGGCAAAAUAUCAGCUGGCGAUGCAGCUCAGUUUCUUAAGAAGUCUGGCCUGUCAGACAGCACACUGGGAAAGAUUUGGGAUUUGGCAGAUUCAGAAAGAAAAGGCUAUUUGGACAAGCGGGGUUUCUUCAUAGCUUUGAGGCUGGUGGCAUCUGCACAGGGUGGAAAUGACAUAAGUCUUCACAAUCUCAACCAAAACUUAGCUGCACCCAAAUUUAAAGAUACAAGCAGCCCAUUACUAACUGUUUCAACAACAGCAUCUGAUUCACAGUGGGCCAUUAAGCCUGAUGAAAAGGGAAAGUUUGAGGGAAUUUUUGAGAGUCUGUUACCUGUGAAUGGCCUCCUCUCUGGUGAUAAAGUCAGGCCAGUUUUGAUAAACUCCAAGCUACCUCUGGAUGUGUUAGGAAAGAUUUGGGACCUAAGUGAUGUGGACAAAGAUGGACACUUGGACAAAGAAGAAUUCACCGUGGCUAUGCAUCUUGUGUAUCGCACCAUGGAGAAGGAGCCGCUCCCCACUAGUUUACCCGCUUCCCUUAUCCCCCCUUCUAAGAGGAAGAAGACUGGGGUUGGACUUCCAGGUGCUGUUCCCGUGCUGCCUGCUCUGUCUGGCCUUGGAACUAGUCCAGCUCUUCUCAAAGAAACUUUACGCAGCACUUCUCCUCUGGUCAACACUACUCCCCUCGGCACUGCUGCUCUCUUUGGCUCCGGUGCUGCCAACCUUUCUCCAAAACAGUCCUUUAAGUCCAGUUCUCCGCCGGCGGUGAACUGGGUUGUACCAGUGGCUGACAGAGAGAAAUAUAAAGAAAUUUUCAAGAACACAGACACUGACAAUGACGGCCUCGUCAACGGCGGCGAUGUCAUCGAGCUCUUCAUGAACUGUACGCUCUCCCAGACGAUGCUCGCACAGAUAUGGGGACUUGCUGACACAAAACAAACAGGCAAGCUGAACGAGGAGCAGUUUGCUCUAGCCAUGCAUUUGAUCCAACAAAAGGUCAAUAAAGGGAUCGACCCUCCCUCUACUCUCACUCCUGACAUGAUCCCUCCAUCAGAACGAUCUGCAUCAUCAGCUAUGGGCUUUGACGGUAUCGGCUCCACAGGGUCGACAGAGCCGACAGGUAUCAAAGAGCUGGAUGACCUCAGUAAGGAAAUAUCUCAUCUGCAGAGAGACAAAUUCAUCCUGGAGCAUGAGAUCAGAGAAAAGGAGGAGGCUCUCAGACAAAAAAACAGUGAUGUGCAGGACUUGCAGAAUAAUUUGGAAAGGGAGAGCAGCAGCUUGCAAGACCUGGAGUCCCAGAAGCAGGAUGCCCAGGUACGCCUGGAGGAAAUGGACCAACAGCGCUCCAGGCUUGAGGGAAUGCUCAACGACAUCAAGCAGAAGUGCCAGGAUGAAACCCAGAAGAUUUCAUCCCUGCAGAGCCAGAUCCGCUCACAGGAGACUGACCUCCGCAGUCAGGAAGAUGAACUGAGUCGCACCAAAACGGACCUGAGUCGAGUCCAAGAGGAGGAGGCACAGCUAGAGCAGAGAUUGCUGUCCGGUCGGACUCAGCUGGACAGCAUCAUUAAGUCACUCAAAACCACCCAGGAUGAGAUUGGUCAGGCUCGUGGUAAAUUGUCACUGAUUCAGGAGAGCCAGAAAGAGUUGACCAAGACCAUUGAGCAGUACAACAAUGCUUUGAAAGAAAUCAACGCAGGAAACUUGAGCAACCUGCCGGACCUAAGUGAAGGCUUUGCUGAAAGGGAGGAUGGAAGUUUCAGAAGUACGAUGGUUAAUCAGGAGGGCUCUUUGAAGUCAAGGAUAGCCAUGUUCAACAACAACAGUGCUGCCAAGGAGACUCGAGCAGACCCCUUCAAGAUGGAGGAUCCCUUCAAAUCUGACCUCUUCAAAGAUCCAUUUGGAAGUGAUCCUUUCAAAGAAAGCGACCCUUUCAAAGGCACCUCAUCUGAAGACUUUUUUAAGACAACUGACAGGCCAGACUUGUUUGGAUCUGGAGACCCCUUUAGCAGAAAACCUGUACCUCCAGUCAAGCCAAGUCCUUUCGGCAGCAGUGACUCCUUCAGAUCAAACAGCCCAAAAACAAAGGAUUCAGAUUUGUUUGGGAAAGCAGACCCCUUUGGAAGCAACUCUUUUGGAAGCAAGGGGGGUGGAUUUGCUGACUUUAGUCAGAUGUCAAAGAAGUCGGACAAUCCUGUACUCCCAAUCCCAAAGAAAAGUGUGCCUAAGAGGCCUGCACCUCCCUAUGGUGUGCUCGGUUUGAGUCCAUCAGAGCUGCUCCAGAGCGUUGGCUCCACAGCAGACGGUGCAGACUCUUUCUUUACGACACAGUCGAGUAAAACAUCCAAAGAUUAUCCUAUGGGUUUUGCAAAUUUUGCAUCUUUUGGAAGUGAGAGCGAGCAGCUGGAGUGGGCCAAGCGUGAGAGCGAGCGUGAGGAACGGGAGAGGUUGAGGAGGCUGCAGCUCCAGGAGCAGAAGGACCUGGAGCUGGCCAUCGCUCUCAGCAAGACCACCAUGCCGAACACCUGAGCAGGCGUGCUCCAGCACAACUUUCUGUCCCCUUCACUUUUCCUUACAGCCCGCCGUCUACAGGCUCGUGAGAACAGCACCAUCAUUGGCCCGACAUGACUAGCACCCCCUGUUACCAACUUGUGCAAGAGCCCAGUGUUUCUGCAGCUAUGACUGUACUUGUGUUCAAAUGACUCCACAUUUAGCUACCAGUUAAGGUUCAUUGCUCCCAAACUAUGUGGAAACUAUAAUCAGGGACAAUAUGGAGCCACUUGAUUUAAGCCUUGCUUCAUCCUCCAAGAACAUGGCGAUUUAACGCAAGCCAAACCGGCAGGGUAAUCGACUACUACAACCUAUAUCUAACUCCAUAUCUGGUUAUGGCUAAUCAGCCUUACAUUAUCCAAAUUUGUGGGGGCUUUUUUUGAAGGUAAAAUAACAUUUUAAAAAUAUUUUUGUUUUAUUUAUAAACGAAAGCAGCUAAUUUGUCAUGUAUGAAGUGAGAUGCAUCCUAAAACUGUUUUUAUAUCGCUCAGAAAAAUCACAAUGAAAGUCAAACCAUUUGCUCUGCUGACAUUCAAUUGACUUUUUUCAAAUUUAUUUUGUUUUGUUUGUAUUUUGUUUUAUUUUAUUUUUUAGGAAACCUCUUCUUUUAGUGUAUAUAGUUAUACGGUUUUAUUUUGAGCUCAACCAAAUAAAAGACCGGGGAAAAAACUCCAUUCCUGUCUUAAACAAGUUAUGAGAUCAUCAGUAGCAUGAUUUAGAUUCUCAUUUUAAAUGCUACUAGUGUUUCUGGGCAUUUAUGCUUUCAUAGCUAAUAUUUAUGUAAGUAAGUAAGUGCAUGAAUUAAAAGAGUACUGGAAUAUAUUGGAAACCCUAAAGAUGCUAAUGAUAAUCAUUACGGUCUUCCUUUCCUGUGAACCCAGCUCUGUCCACUUGGAGCGCUCUUCCUCUGCGAACAGCUUGUUUGUCAGAUAGAUCAUCAUUAGUUGCAUUGUUGUAACACCCAAAUAGCUCCCUGCAACUAAUGCCUCUAUUAAAUGGAAGAAGUGUAAACCUCUCUUGUUUAUACUGGUGCUGUUACACCUUUUUACUACUUCUGCUAUUCAGCCAAAUCGACCUUUUGGAUAUUUAUUAUUUUUCAUAUGGAUUUGUGUUAUCACUGUCUAGUAAUCUAGUGGGAAGACUUUUCUGCAAAUGGCUUGAAUUAUUGCAUUCUUGUAAUCAUACAAAACACUAAUCAGGUUUAUGUGGCACAUAAUGCAUGCACUGUUAUGUUCCAGAGCCUACUGGACAUGCACAGAGUGACAGCGCCUUAUUUGUCAACACGUUAACACUGUAAUGUGUAAUUGCUGCACAUUAUGUAUAUAAUUUUGAGGUAAAGGUUUGAGUUGCUCAAAACUGUAAGGACUUUUAAUUGAAUAAAAGUGAUUUUUAACACCAAGCACAGAGAGAGGUAGGUCUGAUUUCUUAAAUAUUUCCACAACAGCAUAGAAAGAAGUGAGUCAGGUGUAAUUGCAAAAUUAAUGUUUCAAUGGUAAACAAAGAAUGAAUAUACAGCAAGUGGCCUUGAGAAACGGGUGCUGAGCAUUGCAUAGACUUGUUAUGAAGGGGGGAUUUAGUUUAAUCGUUCUUGUGGUGCUUCUUUCUAAAUCUAGUUCUCGAAGUGUAACUAGAGUGAAUCGAACAUUGAUUGUUGUUUUUUUUUGUCUUAGAAGUCUGGUUUGAUAUUGGAACAAAAAAAGUGAAAUGAGAACGACAUAUUUGCAUGUACUGGGUAGAUAUUUUUGGCCCAGUGUGUACUUCCUCUUUUUUCGUUUUAAAAUAUGAUAAAUUUCAGUGUGUCGAUAAAUGCGUUUGAACUCUGUUUGCAUUUGCGUUUUAUUGCUGCAGGUGAAUUUACUAUACAAAGUAACUGAGUUACACUGAUUCAAUUAAAACUGUUUUAUUAAGUUUUUUAAAAGACUAAGCUUUUUAGAAAAUGCCAUCUGGCUUUUAUAUAUGCACUCAAUGCACUCUUUGAUGCGGGCGAAACGACUGCUCACUGACACUAUGCAGCUAUAAUGUGCACGGACUUGGAUACUUUGAAACUGUAGUGCAGAGUGACUGUGUGUAAUUGUAGUAUUAAGGCUCUUUGAUGUCCUACUAUAAUUUCUACCCAUCAGAAAGGGAGUCUAAGGGCUCCCUGAUGAGGGUUUGCUGUGCCCCUCUGUCCAGACGGCUCCUGGCUCACUCUGUAAUUAUGGAAAUGGAGUGUUUGUAUUUAUAGGCUAAGCCCACAAGCGGCUGCCCUUCUCUGUCUUGCAGCUGCAAAACAUCACAGUGGAAAUCAAGUGCUGGUGUUUUAAAAUUCGAUGUACAAUUUAGAAGAACUGAUGUGACAGUCUGCAGGUCUGCUGCACCUUUUUACAAGCAGUUAUGAUGAGUUAUGUUGAGUGGGUGGAUGUAUCCAAUAAAAAAAGAAAUGUGUGAACAAGUUGAAGGAAUGAGUAAGCACGCAAGCAAAGUAAAGACUUC
This is a messenger RNA of Pelmatolapia mariae (spotted tilapia), 5250 nucleotides long. Its product is annotated as epidermal growth factor receptor substrate 15-like 1. Gene Ontology annotation, molecular function: calcium ion binding; cadherin binding. Gene Ontology annotation, biological process: endocytosis; endosomal transport. Gene Ontology annotation, cellular component: cytoplasm; plasma membrane; clathrin coat of coated pit. The record is from RefSeq and is a predicted model, not a curated record. The transcript has 23 exons. Lineage: Eukaryota; Metazoa; Chordata; Actinopteri; Cichliformes; Cichlidae. Bases 151 to 2757 code for a protein of 868 amino acids.